Molecule: messenger RNA, 579 nt
Organism: Ogataea parapolymorpha DL-1
Lineage: Eukaryota; Fungi; Ascomycota; Pichiomycetes; Pichiales; Pichiaceae
Product: U4/U6.U5 tri-snRNP component SNU23
Exons: 1
Coding region: 1-579 (192 amino acids)
Biological process (GO): mRNA splicing, via spliceosome
Cellular component (GO): U4/U6 x U5 tri-snRNP complex; spliceosomal complex
Source: RefSeq, a predicted model, not a curated record
AUGUCUUCCACCGACUCCUAUGGUCGUCGGACCUGGGACGAGGCCGAGUAUGCGGAGCGGGCGCGACAAAAGCAGCAGCAGAACAGCCAGACUGCUGACCCUUCGGCGAAGAAGAACGUGCGCAAGUUUUUUGAGUCGCGCAGGGAGCAGUUAGAGAAGGUUGAGAAGUUCAACAGUGUCACGUUUGUGGGUUCUAUGAAUGCCAAGGAAGCCAGUUUCUUUUGCGAUGUUUGCAAUAGACGAUUUAAGGACGACCUCAAGUUUGUGGAACACCUCAAUUCCAAGGAGCAUUUGGUGAAUUCUGGAUUUUCGCACGAGUCAGAGCUUCAGCGCGAAGUGACGCUCGACCAGGUGAAGGAAAGACUCAAGCAAUUGAAGGCAAAGAUGGAAAGGACCCAGGAGAAUGCUUCUGAGGUUGAUUUUGCUACAGGAGUGCAACAAAUGAGAGAGAAGUACGAGAAGGAGAAGCAGAAGAAGAAAGCCAAGAAACGGAAACGACAGGAGCGACAGGACCCUGACGUAGACGAGGAGGACCUUGAAAUCAAGAAAUUGAUGGGGUUUGGCAGCUUCAAAAAGUAG